CUGAUCUUGCUCCUCGAGCCGGGUUACUGGGCGUCGCUGGCACGCAAAAACUCCCCCCUCCCCCUUUCCUUCUGUCAGUCUACAUGUGUACAAGUGAUGGACACGUUCAUGUCAAACCUGCGAGCAACGUUUCUUGAGCCAGUGGCCCAGAAACCCGUGAAUAUAAUAGGAAUCCACCUCUUACCCCUCCACAAGCAGUUCUGUCUGCUCAAUUGACCGUUUCAGGCAGGCAUCAGAACUUGCGCAGCAAGAAAUUUUCUGGCUCCUGAAAUCCUCACCUGACAGCAUGUUGUCGCUAAUUCGACCACUCAGCGACUUCUGCUUCGAGUACGAACCCAAAGAGAAGCUGGGAACCGGCAAGUUCGGCUCCGUGUGGCGAUGCCAGGAGCGACAAGGCAAUAACGAGUUCGCCUGUAAACGAGCCGUCGGCAAGGGAGCCAUGGAUUCCGCCUUGCGAGAAAUCGGCGCGCUCUCAACGCUUCAAGGCUGUCCCAACGUGGUCCACAUCCAAGGACUCUUCCACGACCCCCAGACCGAAACCCUAAUUUUGCUUUCCGAGCUCGCGACAGGCGGCGAUCUGGUAACACACAUCAAUGCGAAAGGACGGCUGCCGGAAUGGGAGGCGAGAAUCCUCUUCCGCGACAUCAUUUCAGGCGUGAAGCAGUGUCAUGAGAGAGGGGUGAUGCAUCGCGAUAUCAAGCCGGAUAAUAUCCUGCUCUUUGAAAGGAGAUCCAUGCUUCCAUCACCCGAUGAGGCGAGACGUGAUAUGCGGAACGGAAUUUUAAAUUUCACUGAAGCAGUAUCGAGCGAAGAUGCUGUGUCAUCGUUACACCAAGGAACAACGUCCGCGCUUCAUGAGGCGACUUUCGCGGCAUACACGGCUAAGCUGUCCGAUUUCGGCGCAUCGAUAGUCCUCGGGCCAGGUCAGAAAGCGCAGGCGUGCGUCGGAAGCCUCCCGUACGUUGCUCCCGAGGUGCUCGCGAGAAAUAAAUACGAUUUUUCCGCAGACAUUUGGAGCCUUGGGGUUACUCUGUAUUCCAUGCUGGCGGGAGCAUGGCCGACUGUUAUUCGCGGACGGCAAUCAAACGACGAUUGGGACCUCCCCUGCUGGUCCGAAAUUUCGGAUCCCGCAAAGAAUCUCAUCCGUUCGAUGCUGUCUGAAGAUCCUCGAUCCCGUCCCGCCGUCGAUGCGGUUUUGAAUCAUCCGUGGGUGAGGGGUGUCGUCAGUCGGCCAAGUGCAAUAGCUCUACCCAAUCAUGGCGACGAAUCUCAAUCGCCGCCGCGAAACUCGUCGCCACGUGUUACCUCACCCCUCACGUCGCCACUCGCGGUAAUUCAGAAGUCGACGCGAAUAGCCGCUCAGUCUUGUCGGAACAUGGCGCUGCGAAUGCUCCCUAAGCGACACCUACCUUCCUAAUUUCCUAGCAAAUCCUCCACAGCAAGACGCAGCAAUAAGGGGUUUUCCCUGGCUGGGGCGUGUUCAAAACUUCAUGUGAGAAGACUGCUAGUUGCCGGAAGGCUGCUGGGAUAUUCGGAAUGCGAGGAGGGGACUGCAGUUGCAGCACUCAGCUAAGUGCAGGCCGCAGAACAGCUCCAGAACAAGUUAGGUCCAAGCUGGUCUGUAUAUUUCAUGGGACGAAUCGAAUAUAUUUCCUACUGCAAGCACGUCUAUUCAUCCGUUGAGAUUGUAUUGUAUGGGUUUCGU
Closterium sp. NIES-67 is the source of this 1705-nucleotide messenger RNA. The record is from the annotation of a GenBank genome assembly. NCBI's taxonomy places the organism in Eukaryota, Viridiplantae, Streptophyta, Zygnematophyceae, Desmidiales, Closteriaceae.